CAGUUUGGAGUGGGCUGCGCCGGCCAUUUUUGUCCAACUAAUCCCCACGCUAGCUCGACCGACUUCCAUAGAGUUCAAUUAUGGAGACUAGCGUGCAAGUGGACAUCAAAAUCUCCUCCAAACUUAUCUAACUACCCUAAUAAUCUCCUCCACCACCAGCUCCUCCGCUAAAAUCAAUACUGGUCGGAUCGACUCCCCGGCAGCCCUUGUGCCCGCCUCUCUAAAUGGAUGUUGCUGCCAGAUCAAGGAGGGCCUCGGACAGGCUCACGGCCCUCUCACGCCAGCUCCUUGACCGGCCGACUCCGCCUCUUCGCUCUGACCUUGCAAUCAACAACUCCUCAAUAAACAACGGGGGCACGAAACAAGCCCCCGAGCCGGUGGAUCCUCAACCGGCAUGGUUCGAGCUGCCGUUCUGGUGUGCCUCUUUGAAGGUGACAACGGCGAUCUGCGCGUUAUCCUCAUCAAACGGGCCUCCACGCUCUCUUCUCACGCUGGAGAAGUUGCAUUGCCUGGUGGGAAAAGAGAGGAAGGGGAUGCAAAUGAUGUGGAGACUGCUCUGAGAGAGGCCAAGGAGGAGAUAGGAUUGGAUGCUUCCCUUCUUCAAGUCGUAACUCUUCUCCACCCAUUCGUCUCCGUGCGUGGAAUAUCGGUGGUACCUGUAGUGGCUCUGCUCUUGGACCGGAAGACCUACAAUCCGGUUCCAGACCCAACCGAAGUCGAGCUGAUACUCGAUGCUCCAUUGGAAAUGUUUCUCAAGGAUAAGAACAGAAGAGAGGAGGAGCUGCAGGUGAGGGGGCAUCGGUGUCUGCUCCAUUUCUUCGACUAUGAAACAGAGGAUGAGAAAUUUGUUAUAUUUGCUCUAACUGCUGCGAUACUGACGAGGACUGCAUCGGUAGUUUACCAGAAAGAACCUGAAUUUGUAGUCAGGAGCCCCAAAUUGUGGCAUUAGCAAUCAGUUCUUCGCCGAUAUCAAUGUCCCAAAAUUCGGAGGAUUCUUUGGAACUUCAUAGUGUAAUUUUGUUCUGAUAAUAUGCAGUUGAUGAGCAGAAA
Messenger RNA from Punica granatum (pomegranate), 1050 nucleotides. The record is from RefSeq and is a predicted model, not a curated record. NCBI's taxonomy places the organism in Eukaryota, Viridiplantae, Streptophyta, Magnoliopsida, Myrtales, Lythraceae.